Molecule: messenger RNA, 1791 nt
Organism: Myripristis murdjan (pinecone soldierfish)
Lineage: Eukaryota; Metazoa; Chordata; Actinopteri; Holocentriformes; Holocentridae
Product: high-affinity choline transporter 1-like
Exons: 8
Coding region: 1-1791 (596 amino acids)
Biological process (GO): acetylcholine biosynthetic process; neuromuscular synaptic transmission; synaptic transmission, cholinergic
Cellular component (GO): axon; synapse; perikaryon
Molecular function (GO): choline:sodium symporter activity
Source: RefSeq, a predicted model, not a curated record
AUGACCAUCCAUGUAGAGGGGCUUGUGGCUAUCGCGGUCUUCUACCUGCUCAUCCUCUUUGUGGGCAUCUGGGCGGCAUGGAAGAACAAGCACUCUGGGGAGGCGGAGGGCACCGACCGCAGCGAAACCAUCAUGGUCGGCGGGAGAGACAUCGGAUUAUUCGUCGGAGGAUUUACCAUGACAGCGACCUGGGUCGGAGGAGGAUACAUCAAUGGCACAGCUGAGUAUGUGUACCUGCCAGAUUAUGGCCUUGCUUGGGCACAAGCUCCUUUUGGAUACGCGCUAAGUCUUGUUGUGGGUGGUCUUUUUUUCGCAAAGCCCAUGCGCUCACGAGGUUAUGUCACCAUGCUGGACCCGUUCCAGCAGCUGUAUGGGAAGCGGAUGGGUGGCCUGCUCUUCAUACCUGCUCUCAUGGGUGAGAUCUUCUGGUCCGCUGCCAUCUUGUCCGCCCUUGGUGCUACUCUGAGUGUGAUUGUGGACAUCAACAUUAAGAUGUCAGUGGUUAUCUCCGCACUCAUUGCUAUCUUCUACACCCUGGUUGGAGGACUCUACUCUGUGGCCUACACCGAUGUGGUGCAGCUCUUCUGUAUCUUUGUGGGCUUGUGGAUCAGCGUUCCAUUUGCUUUGACCAACUCAGCGGUGUCCGACAUCACUGUAACUGCAGUGAAGCAAGUGUACCAGGCACCCUGGAGAGGUAGUGUCAACAAGAGCGACACCUGGGUCUGGUUUGACAACUUCUGUCUGCUGAUGCUUGGCGGCAUACCCUGGCAGGUGUAUUUCCAGAGGGUGCUGUCCGCCUCCUCAGCUACCUACGCCCAAGUCCUGUCCUUCUUGGCUGCUUUCGGCUGCCUCGUUAUGGCUGUGCCCUCUGUUCUUAUUGGAGCCAUAGGGGCCUCCACAGAUUGGAACCAAACAAGCUACGGUGGAAUUCCUCCUAAAGACAAAGACGAAGCAGACAUGAUCCUACCCAUAGUGCUCCAGCAUCUUUGCCCGCCCUUUGUUUCUUUUUUUGGCCUGGGUGCAGUGUCUGCAGCUGUCAUGUCAUCUGCAGACUCAUCCAUCCUCUCUGCCAGCUCCAUGUUUGCAAGGAACAUCUACCAGCUUGCUUUCCGGCAGUCGGCGUCGGACCGUGAGAUUGUGUGGGUGAUGCGCAUCACUAUCUUUGUGUUUGGAGGCCUUGCCACACUGAUGGCGCUGGUAACAGGGACAGUUUAUGGCCUGUGGUACCUGAGCUCAGACCUGGUUUAUGUCGUCAUCUUCCCCCAGUUGCUCAGCGUGCUCUUUGUCAAAGGCACUAACACAUACGGCUCAGUGGCUGCCUACUUGUUUGGCAUGGUGCUGCGUAUAGGUGGAGGGGAACCCUACCUACAGCUGCCCCCUUUCAUCUACUACCCCGGCUGGACCACUGAGCAGCGGGUGCACCACAUGACUGGAGAAAUAGAAGAAGUUGUCAUCCAGAAGUUCCCUUUCAAGACAGUCUCCAUGCUAGCCUCCUUCUUGGGUAAUGUUUUUGUCUCUUACCUGGCCAAGUACCUGUUUGAGAGCGGCAAGCUGUCACACAAAUACGAUUUUCUCGACGCGGUGGUGUCCAAGCACAGCGCAGAGAUUAUGGAUAAGACAACACUUGUGACUCGUGGCAACAACAUUGGGCUGUCAGAGAUGGCGCCGGUCAAACCACGGCUGAGUGUGACCUUGGCAGCCGCCUUCACACGCCGUGACACACUGCCCACAACAACGGUAGAGGAAGAGGAGGAGUCCAGCCCUGACUCCUCCCACCAUGAUGAAGAAUGA